GAACCUGUGACCAGCAGAGAGCUCAGUACAAGGAUCACAAGAAGGCAGCCAGUUACACAGUAACACCUGGAGCUCAGUCUGCAGCUCACACUCAGCAGGAUAGAUGUUUCUCUCACAGGGUUUACUCACCUGGACCCUACUCCUGUCAGUUCUAGCAGGUUCUGUAUCUUCUCUGCAGACUGUGAAUGGGGCUGUGGGAGGGUCGGCGAAUCUGACAGUGAAUCUAACUCUUCCUCCCCCUGAAAUUCUUCAGGCUACAUGGAUAUUUAAUACAAACAGUCUGAUUGUGUCAUUAUUUCCAGGCAAUACUAUAAUAUAUACUGAUGCUUACCGAGGGAGAUGUGAACUGCUUCCAGAUUUAACUCUCCGACUGGACAAACUGACAUUAGCUGCUCAGGGGGAUUACACUCUGACUGUAACUGAUCCUGCUAGUGGAAAUAAAACAACGGUAACAGUGUAUCUCGCUGUUUACAAGCCUUUUGACAAAAUGCCAACACUUACUGUUUCUGAAAGCUUUCCUGCUAAUGGCAGCAAUGUGAAUCUUACUUGUAACGCCCCCGGUCAGACUGUGGAGAAUUACACUUUCUAUCGUAACCAAGUGAAUGCCUGCUCUCAGGACCAUGUGACCUGUACUGGGUCUAACCUGACCUUCCAUCCAAUCACAGAGAGUGAUGAAGGAAACUAUACCUGUACUAUCCAAAACCCAAUAAACAAUAAAACCAGUGAGCCAUAUCUUCUGACUGUGGCAGUUCCUGUCCAUGAAGUGAUGAUAGGAAGAAACACUAGCUCUUUGCUCUGGGUUGGAAAGGAUUCUGUAUCUUUAAACUGUUCAGCUCUUGGUACUGAUGUUCAGUUCUCCUGGAAUCUGAAUGGAGCUGCACUACCUUCAGACCCACGCUACAAGUUUACCCAUGAUAGCCUCAUUAUUAGCCCAGUGGAAAGAAAUGACAAUGGAUCAUUUACGUGUAUUGCCAGAAACCGGGUGAAUAAUAUUACCAGCGAAGCCUUGACACUUAGCCUGGCCUGGCAUCCAGAGGGAUCAAUAAAGUGUUCUGCAAAUGGCAAUAAUGAAAACGUGCAGCUUCUCUGUUCCUGGCCGGGCGGCAACCCUCCUGCAAACAUCAACAUGACAUUUAAUUCUAGUAUUCAGAAUGGGAUAAAUGAGGUCGCCAAAAAUGUGUCGUUAAUCCCACCUAGUUCUGAUCAGAAGCUCUCCUGCUAUGGUGCCCAGGGAGGGCUAGAGGUGGCCUGUUCUCUUACAUUAGCAAAGCCAUAUGUAUACGAUUUCAAAAAUUACAGCACAACUCCAGUGGUAGAAGGAAAUUCAGCAACGCUGACAGUCACAUUGACUGGCAAUACUGUUGGGAUUAAUUCUCGUGCCCUGAUACCAGAAGCUAAAAUCCUACCUGCAACCUUCACAUGGUUUCACCUCAAUCCUAAUCCCACCCCAGUGUCUGAAGGGGUGGUGUCCACUCCUUCUACAUCCAGUCUAAGAUUGUCUUCAGUGACAGAAAGGGAAAACGGAACUUAUGAAUGCAGAGCAGAGAACUUGAUUGGAAGCACAAGUUUUUUCUACAUAAUACAUGUGGAAGCCAAAACAAUUCCCCAUCCCUCUAAUGGACUGGGUCCCGGUGAGAUCGCAGGUAUUGUGAUUGGAGUACUUGCUGGAUUGGCUAUCAUCGGAAUAAUUAUUUACUUUAUCGUAAAGGGAAACAAAAAGAAAGCAAAGGCUCAGAGUGUUGGAUUAAACGGUUCUGGAGAUCAGACAGGGACUACAGAAUAUGCAGUUAUAAAUAGGAACAGGACUAAUGGAGGAAUAGCAGAGACUUCGAUAACAGAUAUGCCCCAAGACAAUAAAGAUGAUGUUCAAUAUGCCGCAUUACGUUUCCAGAAUCAGGAAUCUGUCAAACCAAUAAUCCCUACAGUACCUGAAACAGAAUACAGUACAGUCAAAAAUACUUUACAAAAAUAAAGUGCUUUGUGGACAGAGGGAAACAUGAACGAAGUGAAGAUGGCAGGUCCCAGUUACAUCAGCACAUUCAGUAUAAGAUAUCAACCAAGAAGUUCAAGCUGUUCUACGUUUCAUCUGGAAAAGGCAAGAUCGGGAACUAUUUUGACAACAUGGUCCUCCUUCCACUGACUCCUUAAUAAGCCAAAUAGGCCAAAAGUACCAUAAAUGUAUUGUUUCGUUCAUGUAUUGAUCCAGUGCACUCACUCACUGACUGAACACCAACUUCAGACCUCACAAAAUGUUAUUGUUUUUUUUGUUUUUUUUAAACACCUGAUUUGGGCACAAAUGGUGGGAAUCUAGUUACAGUGAAUGAUCAGACAUUGCUGUCCACAAUGGUAAUGUACCCCAAAUAUAAAUCAGGCCUGGAGAUACAUAUUUUUGAAGAAGUGGGCAGGGGAUAAUUGGGUUAAAUAUGCUUCAGUUCCCUUGUAUAUAUUUUAUAAGACAGAUCAAAUUUUUUGUUUUAAUUAAAUCAAGACCUUAUAAAUUAUGUUCUGUUCCUUCCUCCUUCCUAAAAGAAAACUACAGUGUUAGGAAUGCAAAACUGUUUCACUAACACAUGAGUGCCCUCUGGAUCCCCCCUCCCCCUCGCCCCCCUCCGCCU
Molecule: messenger RNA, 2615 nt
Organism: Pelobates fuscus (common spadefoot toad)
Lineage: Eukaryota; Metazoa; Chordata; Amphibia; Anura; Pelobatidae
Product: carcinoembryonic antigen-related cell adhesion molecule 1-like
Exons: 12
Coding region: 104-1972 (622 amino acids)
Source: RefSeq, a predicted model, not a curated record